AUGCAAUAUGCGUGCCCCUUUGACGGCACAAUUCUCCAAUGCGCCGAUGCAAGUCUUGAACACACAGCCCUUCCAGCAGCCGCCAAUGCAUCCCUAUCAACACAUGCAGCCCGGGGUGAUGCAGCGACCACCUGCUUCGGUGCCUCCACCCAUUCCGCCUGCACAGCAGCCAGCGGCACCAACAGUUCCGCCACAGAUUCAGCAACAAGCGCAAAUGCCGCAAGCGCAAGCAGCGAAGCGAACGGCCCCGCAGAAGCCGGCUUCGCCUACGCACACGAAGCAGGAGAAUUGCUAAAGCAGCAGACCGUGCCACCGAAAGUCUUGGCUCAGCAGCGCGCCUGGGUGGCUUUGUUGCAACGACAGGGAAGCCCCGAGGCCGAUCGUCCAUCCGAGGUCUCCACAGCUGUGACCACCCCCGCGGCCGGUGUGGCCAGCUCGACAGAGCCAAAGCCACUGAAGGAGAGCUGCAACAAGGUGCGAUCUUGGGCUGAUGAGAACGAGGAGAAGCCCGCUGAGAAGGCCCCGCAGGCCCCGCCCACUCCAGCCUCUACCACGACACCGGCACCACAGACGCCUUCUGAGGAGUCCAAGGAGUCCAAGGAGCCGCCGAAGAAGGAGACGCCCCAGAAGGAGGCUUGGGCCCCACGCAUUGCGCCGCGUCAUUGGCCCCGUUCUCCAGGAGGUGGCAAGGGCGUCUGGCAGCCGAAGGAUCCUGUGGCACCCAAGACCCCAGUGAAGG
Molecule: messenger RNA, 739 nt
Organism: Durusdinium trenchii
Lineage: Eukaryota; Dinophyceae; Suessiales; Symbiodiniaceae
Source: the annotation of a GenBank genome assembly